Molecule: messenger RNA, 2691 nt
Organism: Didymodactylos carnosus
Lineage: Eukaryota; Metazoa; Rotifera; Eurotatoria; Philodinida; Philodinidae
Source: the annotation of a GenBank genome assembly
AUGUUGAAGAUACUAUUCUGUAUUAGUCAUGGUUUAUUUAUUGUUGGUGUGACAUAUUCGGUUACGGUUGCUCAUCAAUUAAAAAUUAAUUUGGAACCACCGAUUGAAACAAAACGUGAUAGAACUCUAUGGAUUGGGGGUAUGUUUCCGCAAGCUGGCGAGUGGGCAGGGGGAGAGGCAUGCUUUCCAGCAGCAUUGAAAGCACUAAAUGAGGUCAAUAGACGAAUAGAUGUGUUACCUGGAUAUUAUUUGAAUUUAAGUGCCUAUGAUACUCGAUGUUCUCCAGGACUCGGUACUACAAUAUUAUACGAAUUGUUAUAUAACAAAACAUUUGGUACUAAUAAUUCUAUAUUGAUGUUGCUUGGACCGGCCUGUAGUCCCGUAUCAACAGCUGUUGGUGAAGCUGCUAAAAUGUGGAAUUUAAUUGUUUUAUCCUAUGGUUCAAGUUCACCAGCAUUAUCAAAUCGUGUUCGAUUUGCAACAUUUUUUCGUACUCAUCCACCAGCUACUCUUCAUAAUCCAACACGUAUUAAAUUUUUUCAAUUAUUUAAUUGGAAACGAAUAGCAAUUCUAAUUCAAACCGAAGAAGUGUGGCAAUCGACAGCUGAACAUCUUGAACAACUAGCGCGAGAAAAUAAUAUUCACGUUGCUGUUCGUCAGCUAUUUGAUAAUGAUCCAUCACAUGCAAUUAGUAAUUUGAAAAAAGAUGAUAUUCGAAUAAUCGUUGGACUGUUCUAUGAAGAAAAGGCAAGAAAAGUAUUUUGUAAAGCGUAUCAACAAAAUUAUUUUGGAGAAGGUUAUGUUUGGUGGACAAUAGGCUGGUAUGCUGACAAUUGGUUUCUAAAAGUGAAUGAUAUUGAUUGCACCGAAGAGGAAAUGGCGAAAGCUGUUGAAGGCCAUUUUACUACUGAAAUACAAAUGCUUACGGAUUCAACGCAGGAAACAAUAUCUGAUAUAACACCACAACUAUUUAUUGCUGAUUUAAAUUCUACACUUCGUGAAUUAUUUCCCUAUAAACCAGUUGAAAGUGUAGGUGGUUAUGUAGAGGCGCCGUUGGCCUAUGAUGCAACAUGGGCACUAGCACUUGCUUUAAAUCGUUCAUUAACACGAACAGAUUUGGAAAAAUGGUCAUACGAUAAUCUACAAAUGAAAAAUAUCAUGAUGGAAGAUAUGGAGAAUACACAAUUUUUCGGUGUAUCCGGUUUUGUUAAAUUUGAUAAACAAGGAAAUCGAAUGUCAAAAAUUGUCGUCGAACAACUUCGAAAUGGUGUUUAUCAUCGUAUAGCAAGAUUUGAUGCACAAACAGGUAUUAUUGAAUGGUUGAGAAAAGAAGAAAAAGAUGGAAAACGAUGUUGGAAUUAUAAAAAUAAUAGUUCAAUUGAACGGCGACCACCGUUUGAUCAAUUACAAAGAUCCGUACAAGUUCAACAAAUAUCUCGACCAUUAUAUAUCACAAUGAGUUGUUUUGCAGCAUUAGGAUUAAUAUUUGCAAUUGCUUGUUUAAUAUUCAACAUAGUUCAUAGAAAACACAAAAUUGUUCGACAAUCCAGACCUCAAUAUAACGAUUGUACACUCAUUGGUGGACUCAUUCUAUUAAUAGAUGUAUUUUUAUUAGGUGCUGAUAGUCAAACUACAAAUCCAAGCCGUUUUGUUCAAUUAUGUCAUGCAUAUAUGUUGGCAGCUGGGUUUUCCAUAUGUUAUGGUGCUCUAUUAGCAAAACUAAUACGGGCAUAUUUAAUUUCGACAAAAAAGGCAAUGAAUAAUUAUUUUGCUUCGUUUGAACUCUACAUCAUUAUUGGUACAUUACUAAUUAUUGAUGUGAUUGUGUUUGUCAUAUGGGCAUUAAAAGAUCCGCUAGAUUUCACAUCAGAAGAAACCAGAGAAGGACCGAUAACAAAUGAUGUUAAAACUGUUUAUCAAAUACAACAAUGUCGAUCAAAACAUCAUAUGGUUUGGAUUGGUUUAUUGUACAGUAUCAAAGGUUGUUUAAUUGUCGUUGGAAUUUAUCUUAGUUAUGAGACGCGUAAUCUUAAAUUAGAAAGUAUUAACGAUUCACAUUUAGUUCGAAUGUGUACUUAUAAUAUAUUUAUUGUCUGUUUAAUAUCGGCCUCAUUAACAUUAAUUAUUGAACGUAAUCAAGAUGCAGAUUUUGCAUUUGCAUCGAUCGCAAUUAUACUUUGUUGUUUUGUAUCGUAUGGACUUAUAUUUUUACCUAAAUUUUUAAGAAUUAUUCGUACGACAAACGAAGAAGAAACGACUAAUCAACAACAACAACCGAGUACAGAAGAUGAGGAAAAACAUAGAAAAUUAAUGACAGAAAAUGAGCAAUUAAAAGCGUUGAUAGCUGAACGUGAAGCAAAAGUAAAUGAAUUAAUUGAAAAAUUAAGAUUAAAAGGAAAUCAUAUUGUAAUAAGAGAUGUACAACGCUUUCAUAAUAUAAAUGAUGCUUCUAACGAAGAUUCAUCAUCGUAUAUGAUGAGACGUCGAUCAACGUUUUUAAGUCCAAUACCGAUGAGUGCGACGACAACAACAGCAAUAACUCAAUCAAAUAUAUCAAAUUCAAUAGAUAAUGAUUCGACUGUAAAAUCGACUAAAUUAGUAAGCAUAGACGAUGAAGUAAAUGGGAAUAUUGAUUUAUCAACGGGAGUUACAUCAAAUACACCUAAUCCGUGUAAAGAAUCCGUUUGUUAA